Molecule: messenger RNA, 354 nt
Organism: Anisakis simplex (herring worm)
Lineage: Eukaryota; Metazoa; Nematoda; Chromadorea; Rhabditida; Anisakidae
Source: the annotation of a GenBank genome assembly
AUGGUGAAUUUUGGUCGUGGUAAGAGAUCAGUAAAACGAGAAGAUGGAGCAGAGGGAGCGAUGGGCAGUGGAGGUGAGAGUAAGCCUGCGAAAACAUUUGAAGACGAAUGGGUAUCGGACGAAGAAGCGGAUAAUGGGGAUAUGCGUGACCUGUUGAAGGAUGAUUUUAUAAGUGAUCUGAGAUGUGGUAGCGUAAUGCCACUUGUUUUACCACUGAGUGAUGAAGCUCAAUUCAAGUCACUGUUGUCACGAAGUGUGAAGAAAGAAGAAAUUGAAGUUGAUGGUGAACAAUUCCUACAAACCGAUUUGAAAGCCGAAAAUACUAAUUCACAAAAUGGUUCACAAACGGAGAAG